ACAUGGAGCAGCAUACGGCAUGGCAUUUCUUCAUUUAAGUAACAAUAGGAAAAGCAUGAGUUUUGUGUGUUAGCAAAAAAGUGCAAUAUGGGAGAUGCUAUGCGUAUACUUGCAUUAUUUAAAGAAGUGAAUCCCUGCACCCACUUAAACAUUUAACGCCAGGGAAAUAUCAUCCAUAAAGUUCUUUUAUAUAUAGUUAAAAAACAUUGUACUAUCAUGUCAGAUUCUUUACCACAUAGUGAUGGUCACAAUGCGGAACGCCAAAGCGAACCACAAACUGUGGAAUCCAUAAAUGACCUCAUUUUGCAAGAGCUUGCAGUACAACUUCGCAACCUUCUUAGGCUCAAGAAUGAUAUUAUGGAUCAAAAAUACAAAUUACAAAGGAGUAAUAGUUUUUACACUACACUUUACGAACAAGCUACUCUUAAAAACCGUAUAAUAGAAGGAAUAAAAGAUCGCAACAGGGACCCCCAUAUUAUUAAACUUUCACGCCUGUUUUGGAUGUCUUAUUUUUAUGAAACUAAGUUAAUUGGAGAGUUGAAAUAUGAUUAUUAUACUUCCAAGCAUUAUUAUAUCACUUCACAGAGUUUUUCAAAUCAAUGUGAACAUCAGAAUAUUUUCAAUGGGCAUAUUAAGCGUGAGCUUGAAUUCCUUCUUCGCCGUUGGAAGAAAUCACAUAAUGGUAAUUUAAACGACGAACUUUAUACGGUUCAGCUACAAUAUUUUAUCAAUAUAUUGAACGAUCUUAAAACAAAUACCUUAUAUCAGUCUCAGUGUUAUAAGGAACUUUUACUUGAUUUUCAAAACAGUACUGCUGAACUUGAACUGUACUACCUUAAAAUAACCCUUAAGCUUGAAAAUCAGGUUAAUAAUCAGGCUGAAGCUAUUAAGAGUAUAGAAGUUGAGCUUGACAAUCUACAACAAAUAUACGAUCCGGUUCAGAAAUAUUGUGACAUUAUACUUAAACUUGAAGCCCUUUCACGAAGUCAGAGUGAAAAAAUUCGAGAGAUUAGUGUAGAAAGUGAAGCACAAUCGCGUAAACUAGUUUUAUACUACAUGUCUUGUCAAUUAAAACACAGGGCUUGGAAUCGUGAUCAAUGCAACCGCUACGUGUCCCUUGUAUCACGGAUUCGAACAAAAGUCGAUUCUUGAUUUCUCUACGGAGGUGACUUCGCACUCCAAGUUAUUUAAUUAAUACUAUUGUUUAUUAUGCUGU
Messenger RNA from [Candida] anglica, 1216 nucleotides. The record is from the annotation of a GenBank genome assembly. Lineage: Eukaryota; Fungi; Ascomycota; Pichiomycetes; Serinales; Debaryomycetaceae.